GCUGGGUGUGUCGGACGAGCACAGUGAGGGAGGGGACAGGUGUGAAUGACGUAGUCGCUCCUCUUGCAUUCCUUCUCCGGCUCCAGUUGGCCCACUAGCAGCCCUGCUGCCUAUGCAAAGCCCUGUGGCAUUGCUCUUACUCGGCAAGUCAGCUACACUCAGAGAAACCAGAUCAGGCAACACACUCACACCCACACCGAGUCAGCAGGACAGAUCUGAACUUAGUGUUAGUGCUACACUGCGGUUGUUUCUGGAUUCGUCUGGCAUUGUGGAUAUGGGAGGCAGAGAGGAGCUGGUGGUGAGUAGACUGGCUCACACCAUGCAGUUUCAUCGCACAAGGCUGAACCGAUUCAGGCUCCGUCCGAUCCGAAGCCCGGGCAGUGGCAGGCGUGGGAAAGUAUUUUCCCCCAUCCCAAAAACAUCCAGAGAUCUUAGCCCCACCGAGAUGAACGUGGAGCCCUGGGCUAGCCCGCAGGACCAGGCAGCCGCUGAGCACACGUACCCCACGCACACCCCGUCGCUGCUGUCAGCCCAGGACCAGGAGCAGCACCCUGACAAACUGUGCCUGGACUCUUUCUGGAGUGAGGUGGAGACCAUACAACAGGGGAGUGGCUACACGGAUCUCGACAGCACCAGGAGAGAUUCCAAACAGUCAGAAGAAGGUGACCAGGAGGAACAGUGGCUUGCUGAUGCCGGUCUUUCCACACUGAUCAGCGAGGACAGUGAGGAUGUCAACAAUGCAGUUCUGCUGUCCACCUUGACUCGGACCCAGGCUGAGGCCGUCCAGCGUAGACUGGAAUCCUACACACUGUCCCUCCGCAAGAGGAACAAACCACCGCCCCGCGACGUCCGAGACAUAUUUGACUCCCCGAUCACUCAGACCCUCCUCACCAAUUCCCAGCACAGCGAGGACCUAGCCCCAAACAGUAUGGCAUCAGUCGCCAAAACACCGCUAUCAGACCUUCAACAGCAGCAUCAUGGGGCCCCCAAAGAGGAAAUCUUCUUCACAGACGUGGCCUACUGCGAACAGGCUGUCAUCUUCCUCAAACAAGCCAAACUGCCCCAGAACAACGGCCACCGCAGGAAAGAGGAUGGCACCCUGCCUAGAGUUAUUUGCCCCCGGUGUCGUCUGGGGGUGACCCGUGUGCAGGACCUGUCUCACGCCGACAUGAAAAAGGUCCGUCAGCUGGCUCUCAUAGACAUGACUGCCCUGUCUGACCUUCUGGAACUGGAGGUGAAGAGGCACAAGACCUGCAAAAGAAAAAUCCCAGAGAGCGCUCUCUUUGGCGUGCCCCUGGCCACCCUGCUGGAGAAUGACCAGAAAGUCAAGCCCAACACCUCAACCCCUCUCUUCCUGCAGGCGUUACUGUCCUUCCUUGAGAAGAAGGGGCUCGAUUCUGAGGGGAUCCUGCGGGUUCCAGGAUCUCAGUCCAGGAUCAAGCUGCUGCAACAGAGCCUGGAGACAACUUUCUACUCAGGAGCAAUGAGCUGGGAUGACAUCAGUCCCAACGAUGCCGCCGCGCUGCUCAAGAAAUUCAUCCGAGAGAUGCCCUCCCCUCUGCUCACCGCCGAGCACCUCAACACUUUCAGCGCCGUCAGAGACAUCACAGAGCUGAAGCAGAAGCUCCACAUGUUGAACCUGCUUAUCCUGCUGCUGCCUGAGCCCAACAGGAACACACUGAAGGCUCUUCUGGAGUUCCUCAGCAAGGUGAUAUCCAGGGAGAAGAGAAACAGGAUGAACCUGUGGGCCGUGGCGACCAUCAUGGCACCCAACCUCUUCCUCCACAAGGCGGUGCCCAGCAGGCUGACCGAGGGGGCGGAGAAGGAGAAGGGGCAGGUGGAGAAGGCCGCUGACAUCAUGAGGCUCCUCAUUCGCUACCAGGACCUGCUCUGGACGAUCCCUAACUUCCUGAUGAGCCAGGUGCGUAAACUGAACGAGAACAGUAACCGGCGCUACCAGUUCUACGAUCGCAGAAUCAAAAACCUGCUGAGGAAGAUCCACACGGACAGCCGGGACAAACCCGAAAAGAAUACCUCAGAGCCACGCCGUACAGUGAAGAUCCAGGUCGGAGAUCUGGUGAGCAGCACCAUGGAGGUCCAGGUCAACAUCAACUCUCGGGCGUCGGACCUCCUCGCCCAGUUUCACCGCCAGUUCCUAUGCAGCCCCGACAAUGGCAAGGGCAAGCUGCGGAGAAACGGCUCUGUCACCUAUCCAGACUGCGCCAUCUACGAAGUUGGAGGAAACAUCGGUGAGCACUGUGUGGAUCUGGAGACACACCUCCUGGAUCUGUACAACAGCAAUCCUGGAGGGGAGUGGUUCAUUAAGCUGAAACCCAAUGCCAGCCGAGGGCUGUGACGCUUAACGACACCACAAAGUGACGCUGGAUGAGAGGACUUGGGAGAUCAAUGGUGGGAAGGAAGGAAGGAAGCAAGCAAGCAUGGAUGGAUCCUGGGAUAGGAGGACUAAGAGUCUGAAAGAGACGACCAGAGUGCUAAAAACAAAAUGGAAUCCUUCCCUCUCUGUGUUGCUUUCCCUCCUUCCUCCCCUUCUUUGGACAACCAUGGAGGAGGAGAGCGCUGGACCAGUGAUGGAUGAAGCCCACUCUCUCUCUCUCUCUUACAUCUCAGUUUCAGUCUCUCUCUCACGCUCUGGCUCAUUUCUCUCUCUCUCUCUCUCUCUCUCUCUCUCUCUCUCUCUCUCUCUCUCUCUCUCUCUCUCUCUCUCUCUCUCUCUCUCUCUCUCUCUCUCUCUCUCUCUCUCCUUUCAGUAUCUCUCUUUCAUUCUCUCCUCACAUCUUACUCUCCUCUUUUCCAUUCCUUGGGUUUUCUUUCCCUGCGUUAGUGCGGGGCUGUGGUGCCGCAGCGAGCCCGGCGGUGUGGGCGGUUACCGCUAGCGGAAAGCCAAUGGAGAGCAGUAGAGAGCAGCGGGGGCCAUUCAGCAGGCUGGCCAAACUCUCAGGCAAUCAACCCCAACCACAGUGGAGCAGAUGGGAAUGUGGAGCACCUCUGGCUAUAUAAGCAUACGGCCUCCAACCGGCCAGCUGAUUGACUGACUGAAAGUCAGUCUCUCUCUCUCUCUCUCUCUCUCUCUCUCUCUCUCUCUCUCUCUCUUCUCCCCUCUUUCCCCAUUUUGCAGUCCUGACUAUUUUCGAUCACAAAGGGGUUGAAAAUGGAGAGUUGGUGUACAUCAGCUCCUUUCUCUUAAUUAUCCAUGCCAUUCAUGAGGGGACAGAGACCCCGAUGAAGUGAUAUCCACCCCCACCCCACCCCCCAUCGCUGGCAUUCUGCUGUCUCUCUCUCUCCCUCUCAGGGGUAUUGUAAAAACCUGUGAACUUCUAAGGACCUCCAUAACCUACCAGGAAUAGUGUACAAAGAGACCAAUUUUCUUUUUUUUCUUUACACCAAGGGAUUUUGGGGGUGUCUCAGACUCGAUGACGUUCACCGUACCUCUAAAGGGAGCUGUUAAAGACGGAUAGUGAAGCUGGUCUUCAGCUUUCUGUUUUUGUUCUUAAAAUGCACGGACAGACUCAAAAGUACUAAAGUGACUGCUGCGUAUAAUGAUUAUUUAUAUGCCUGUGACUCUGCUGUUGCUUCUGUGUUCAUGAAUGUGUUCUGUAGGAGUGAAGUUAGGCUGCAGAGGAGUUGCUGCACUCAGUAUAAAUAGUGAUGUUGUGUGAUGUUGCCCUCUCUCACCUGUGGGUUGGGGAGGUUAUGGUGUUUGUGUACAUAUUUCUACAUCCUCAGCUGUAUUUUGACACAUCUCGCCACAUGUUUUUUUUGUAAAACAACUAAACAAAUGACAUUGCUUCGAGGAAAAAAGAAAUUUCGUGUGUAAAUAUCACUUAUUCAAACAACUGGCUCUGCACCUUGAAGGAGUAUUGUUCGUUGCACCAGUGCUGUACAUUUGACUUCUUAAACUGUGCUGUGAUUGUAUUGCUACGGAUGAAUUGUGUUGCUACGGAAAUCCAUUAAGCUAUCCCUGACGCACGGAAACGAGCACGUGAAGGUGGCGACGUUUUGCGCCGACCAUCGGACACAGACCCUUUGCUCCUCGGCCCGGCGCCAUGUUGCUAAUCGGCAGCCAUUUUGUGGGAAAUGUCUCUCGGACUCACCAGGCAGAGCGCUGACAAGCCAAUGCAGCGCCAACAUCCAUCAGCACCCUCGCUCGGUCUCUGUCACCUCCCCGUAAUGGGCCAUAAUGGCACCAUGCAGCACAGAAAAGCGGCGAAGAAUCGCAUCUUUCUGAUAAAGGAGUAGGUAAUAAA
Molecule: messenger RNA, 4265 nt
Organism: Lampris incognitus (smalleye Pacific opah)
Lineage: Eukaryota; Metazoa; Chordata; Actinopteri; Lampriformes; Lampridae
Product: rho GTPase-activating protein 40
Exons: 15
Coding region: 113-2356 (747 amino acids)
Biological process (GO): regulation of small GTPase mediated signal transduction; regulation of actin filament polymerization; signal transduction
Cellular component (GO): cytoplasm
Molecular function (GO): GTPase activator activity
Source: RefSeq, a predicted model, not a curated record